Molecule: messenger RNA, 11230 nt
Organism: Rattus norvegicus (Norway rat)
Lineage: Eukaryota; Metazoa; Chordata; Mammalia; Rodentia; Muridae
Gene: Nedd4l
Product: NEDD4 like E3 ubiquitin protein ligase
Biological process (GO): regulation of membrane repolarization; regulation of protein stability; protein K48-linked ubiquitination
Cellular component (GO): cytoplasm; Golgi apparatus; apical plasma membrane
Molecular function (GO): ubiquitin protein ligase activity; transmembrane transporter binding; ubiquitin-protein transferase activity
Source: RefSeq, a predicted model, not a curated record
CCAGCAGUGCACAUGCCCCAAGAAGACUGUUUCUGUUUCACUGUUAAAGUUCUCAAUACCAACAAAUAUUUAUGUGUUACUAGGUCAUAAAAUUGAUUUGGUUACGUGUGUAUUUUUUUUAUAUACUAACACUAAUAAAAGUCACCUAUGAUGGCCUCACCCCUUACUAUGCUUCCUCUAGGGAAUGUGGAUGAGUGUGUGCAUCUGUAACGAGGCCAUCAAUCUUGUAAACAAGCCACACGGUCAUUUCAAAACGUUCCUCAGACAUAUAGUACCACAGCAAAUUCACCAACAACUCUAUGGUGGUUGUCUCUGGGGAAACAAAAAUCUAAUUACAAGUUUGUUUAUAAUGAAAGCAAGUCUCCUUAGCAGGUGAAAUCCAACGGGUACUUUCUCAAAAAAAAAAAAAAAUCCUUAGAAGGGAAUUCGAAAGGGCUAUCGUAAGAGCUGGGGCUGUGUCUCAGUGGUAGAGGACUUGCCUGGCAUGUGCGAAGUUCCGUUCACAGUACUAUAAAAACAACAAACCCAUACGUGGAGGAAAACCCCACCAAAACCAAAAUAAGGAUCUUGCACAAUGUAGUCCUGACCUCUCACACUUCCAUCCAGCAAGGGCCGGCUGGUAAGUGAACCGGCAGCCUUCUUUGAAAUAAUGCAGGCGGUAAGUCUGAAGGAACAGGGUCUCCACACCUUGGUGCCUACCCUCCACAUUGUGGAAGAAAGCCGUUUUGAAAAUGAAUCGGUGGUCAAACUUGAAGAGAAAGUACCUCUUUAUGUUCUUCUGCCAGAGAAAUUUACUGUUUAGAAAGUGUCGUAUUUCCCACUGUGUGUGAUCUGAAAUAACAUUUGCAGUUGAGUGACCUUGUCGCGGGUAAGAAACUGUAUUUCCAAACCCAAAGGGGGCUUCGAAUGCAGAGCGAUUUAAAACCUCCUGGAGCAGUUGUGUUUUAAAUGUUCAUGCUAGGCCUUGCCCCAGGCUGUCUGCUGUGCGGUUACUAUCCAUAGAAUGUCAAUAACUCUGGUCGUGGCUCUUGCUUUGUUGUCUGUUAAUCCGGUGAAGACAAUACGUGACUGGCGUCUACUUGGAAGUUCAGGCAGUGAGCAGACUAGGUCUCACAGAGGUUAUUUUUUGCCAUUCAAAACCCUGAGCUUUUAGAAAACAAGUUCGGGUGUGUGUAAACACGGGAUUAAUCUGCCACACCCUGUGCCCUAGAGCUGUCAACAGAAAGAUGCUUUUUUUAAAGUAGGUUUUUGUCACUCUUUGCCCCUGGUAAUUCCCCUUCUAUUUUUUUUUAAAGUCCUGCCUAAAUAAAUCUCUUUGUUAAGGAACCGAUGUUUCUGAGUCAUAGGAAAGAGCAUAUUGAAUAUGCAAAGAAUAUGUCCAGGUUCGUUAUGAAUCCGAUGACAGUUUUUUGGGUCAUUCAGCUUUUAGUUCUCAGGUCUAGUCUCUGGCGUGUUGCAAACAGUAAGACUCUAGGUUUGUGGCCCAACUGCGGUGAUCUCGAUGAGUUCUGCCUGUAAAACAGCUGCACACAUUUCUUCUGUAUGGUAUUCAAGUUAAAUCACUACAAAGCCAUAUCAUAUCUCUCUGGGUGUGAGUGUGAGUGUGUCUGUCUGUCUGUGUGGUGUCUGUGUGUGCCUGUACGUGUCUAGAGAGAUUGUUUUCCCCUGCUGGGUUUCUUUUCUCUGUUAGCUGCUGUGUCUGGCAACCAUAUUGUGUCACACACACACACACACACACACACACACACACACACACACACACACGAAGAAUGUUUAUAGUAAGUAGCAGGAGCUGGACCAGGCCCACAGCUGGCUGUGCAGUAGUGUGCCCCCUGCGCCUCCACUUGGCUAUUUUGUUACUUGUAGAUCAUGGUCUAAUAAUUUCCCAUUAAAGGGACACUAAUUCCGCGGGGUGUGUAAUCGUAUUUAUAGUACAUUUUAUUACUUUGCAUUCCCUCGUGGUAGGGUGGUGAUAUCAUAACAGAAACAUAGCAUUUGAUGCUUGAGAGGGUUCAUCCUGCAACCAAGCUGUAUUUUGCUCAUUCUCGGGAACACGGUGGGGAGGUGGAUGACAUACCUCUGGGUAUGCGCUUGCUGCAGUGUCUCCUGCAUCAGCUAGAAAAGAGACCUGUUGCUCUUGGUCGCCAGGAAAGCAGUGCCCUAUGAGCGUGGUGGGUCAGAUUUACGGCCUGGUUGCGCAUGGAGUGUGUUUGCUGCCUUAGUCAGCUGCCCCAGCUCCCUGCUGGGCCGCCCCUUUCUGACAGAACUGCGGCAGCUGGGAAGAUGCUGUUUCAGGCUCUUGCUGUUCAGAGGGGGGGAAAACAGCAAGAGAGGGGAAACUUCACUAAGUCCAGAAGCUGGCAUUGGAGGGGGAGCCGGCGGUCAUGUGUCUCUGGCCAUCCUACCCUCUGUCACAGAGUAGAUGAGGGCUUUUUGCUCUUACCCAAUCAUGCCUGGAAUGUUGCUUGCCACUUGGGCUAUUUCUGCUAUCUGUCGCUCUUGGUGCCGCAGUGCUAACGGUUUGGCAGAUGGGACACUUUUUCUUGGAGUUGGUGUCUUUGGGUUCUGACUUCUGGCAGUGCUGGGCCUGUUGUUGUCGCUCGCCCGCUCCCUCCCGGCCCCCCUGGUCACCAUGGCCCAUCGGCUUCGGUUUCAUUUUGGCUCUGGCCGCAGCAAUACGGCCCCCGAGUCUGAGAUUCUAGACCAGGAGAGAGAAGAGGACUUUUUCAUGGCAUUCCAGACGCUGCCACGGAGAAGCAGCCCGCACCCCUUCACCCAAAACGCAGGGGAAGACAGCGGCCUGCAGGAGGGCGUGGGUGCCCUCAAGCGCAGCUCAUCCAUGUUCAUCCCGCAGCUCCUGGCUGGGGUAGACGCCCGGCCCACUCGUAGCUCCUCCAUGAAGAUCUCCCUGCAGCGAAAGGCCGCAGACGGUGCCACAGACAGCUGCGGGCCACAGGAGGGGCCUGACGACAGGCCCCCAAGCGCCCAGGGUGACCUCGGAGACCAGGCCGCAGCCACAAGGGUCUCUGCUCAGAUCGGCUCAUCGGAGCCCUCUCCGGUGGACACUCCUGGAAGCUCCCCUCCAAGGGCAGCCUGGGACCCGGGGACCCUGGUCAAUGGCACUUGUGACCACCGUGGUCCGAGUCCCCGCCUGGCCGAGGAUACGGAGGAGGCCACCCCAGGCCUGCGCAUCCAACACAGAGCCUCAAGUGCUGAUGUGCGCCAGGUACGGCUCCUGCCCUUCGGCCCGGACGGCCAGGCCGAACCCAGGCGCUGGUCCCUUCAGCAUGUUCCAGACGCUUCUGGGAGCUCCGGGAAGCGCUGCUUUGUCUUUCAGCUGCAGCAGCCCCAUCAAGGCACUGUGGGGCUGGGCAGUGACUUCAACUUUGGCUUCACUGGCACUAAGGGGGACAGGUUGGUGAGAUAUCCACGAAUUCGGCUGGAGAGGAGCACAUCGUACCCGACCCAGCCCCGAGCAGGCCGCGUGAGCCCUACCGAAGACCGAGGAACCCCAGAAGCAUCACCUCGUAGGAUGGUCCCCGAGAUCCGCAGGACAAAUUCAGAGAGGACCCCGCAGAGUCCAGGGUGCAUGUUCAAGAUCCGGCAGGAUCAAAAUGCGGGACAGCAGCACUUCCGAAUUCUUGUGACUCGGGGACCUGAAGAAGCCCCCCAAAACCAAGAGGAGACUCCCAAGAGCCCUGGACACCCUGGGACUGGUGUUCCGACACGAGACGACUUUCUGGGCCAGGUGGACGUGCCUCUUAGUCACCUUCCGACAGAAGAUCCAACCAUGGAGAGACCCUAUACAUUUAAGGAUUUUCUCCUGCGACCUAGAAGUCAUAAAUCACGCGUCAAGGGGUUUUUGAGGUUGAAAAUGGCCUACAUGCCGAAAAACGGAGGUCAGGAUGAAGAAAACAGCGAGCAGAGGGACGACAUGGAGCAUGGAUGGGAAGUUGUUGACUCAAACGACUCAGCUUCCCAGCACCAGGAGGAGCUCCCUCCUCCUCCCCUGCCACCAGGAUGGGAAGAGAAAGUGGACAAUUUAGGCCGAACUUACUAUGUCAACCACAACAACAGGAGUACGCAGUGGCACCGACCUAGCUUGAUGGAUGUAUCGUCAGAGUCAGACAAUAACAUCAGGCAGAUCAAUCAGGAGGCCGCACACCGGCGUUUCCGCUCUCGGAGGCACAUUAGUGAAGACUUGGAGCCUGAGGCCUCUGAAGGUGGUGGAGAAGGCCCUGAGCCUUGGGAGACCAUUUCAGAGGAAGUGAACAUGGCGGGAGAUUCUCUCAGCCUGGCUCUACCCCCACCUCCUGCCUCCCCAGUGUCAAGGACCAGCCCCCAGGAGCUGUCGGAAGAACUGAGCAGAAGGUUGCAGAUCACUCCGGACUCCAAUGGGGAACAGUUCAGUGCUCUGAUUCAGAGAGAGCCCUCGUCUAGGCUCCGGUCCUGCAGUGUUACCGACACGGUUGCUGAACAAGCUCACCUUCCACCGCCCAGCACCCCAACUAGGCGAGCCCGUUCGUCAACUGUCACGGGUGGUGAGGAAUCAACGCCAUCAGUGGCCUAUGUACAUACCACGCCGGGCCUACCUUCAGGCUGGGAAGAAAGAAAAGAUGCUAAGGGACGCACAUACUAUGUCAAUCAUAACAAUCGAACCACAACUUGGACUCGACCAAUCAUGCAGCUUGCAGAAGACGGUGCCUCUGGAUCAGCCACAAACAGUAACAACCACCUAGUCGAACCCCAGAUCCGCCGGCCUCGUAGCCUCAGCUCGCCAACAGUAACCUUAUCUGCCCCACUGGAGGGUGCCAAGGAUUCACCCAUACGCCGUGCUGUGAAAGAUACCCUUUCCAAUCCACAGUCCCCUCAGCCAUCACCUUACAACUCCCCCAAACCACAACACAAAGUCACACAGAGCUUCCUGCCACCAGGCUGGGAGAUGAGGAUAGCGCCAAACGGCCGACCCUUCUUCAUUGACCAUAACACAAAGACGACAACCUGGGAAGAUCCACGGCUGAAAUUUCCAGUACAUAUGCGGUCAAAAGCAUCUUUAAACCCCAAUGACCUGGGCCCUCUUCCUCCUGGCUGGGAAGAAAGGAUCCACCUGGACGGCCGCACAUUUUACAUUGACCAUAGCAGCCAGGUGUUAUGUGGAGAGAAUGAUACCAGAGAGUCAGUGCCCUUGUACGAUAGCAAAAUUACUCAGUGGGAAGAUCCAAGACUACAGAAUCCAGCCAUAACUGGUCCGGCUGUGCCGUACUCCAGAGAAUUUAAGCAGAAAUACGACUACUUUAGGAAGAAAUUAAAGAAACCUGCUGAUAUUCCAAACAGGUUUGAAAUGAAACUCCACAGAAACAACAUAUUUGAAGAAUCCUAUCGGAGGAUCAUGUCUGUAAAGAGACCUGACGUCCUAAAGGCUAGACUGUGGAUCGAGUUUGAAUCAGAGAAAGGCCUGGACUAUGGGGGCGUGGCCAGAGAGUGGUUCUUCUUACUGUCCAAAGAGAUGUUCAAUCCCUACUAUGGCCUCUUCGAGUACUCUGCCACGGACAACUACACACUUCAGAUCAAUCCCAACUCAGGCCUGUGUAACGAAGAUCACUUAUCCUAUUUCACUUUCAUUGGGAGAGUUGCUGGCCUGGCAGUGUUUCAUGGGAAACUCUUAGAUGGAUUCUUCAUUCGACCUUUCUACAAGAUGAUGCUGGGGAAGCAAAUAACUCUGAAUGACAUGGAGUCUGUGGACAGCGAGUACUACAACUCUUUGAAGUGGAUCUUGGAAAACGACCCCACGGAACUUGACCUCAUGUUCUGCAUAGAUGAAGAGAACUUUGGGCAGACUUACCAAGUGGACCUGAAGCCCAAUGGGUCAGAAAUCAUGGUAACCAAUGAGAACAAGCGAGAAUAUAUUGACUUGGUCAUCCAGUGGAGAUUUGUGAACAGGGUCCAGAAGCAAAUGAAUGCCUUCUUGGAGGGAUUUACAGAACUUCUUCCAAUCGACUUGAUUAAAAUUUUUGAUGAAAAUGAGCUGGAGUUGCUGAUGUGCGGCCUUGGUGAUGUGGACGUGAAUGAUUGGAGACAGCACUCCAUUUACAAGAACGGCUACUGCCCCAACCACCCUGUCAUCCAGUGGUUCUGGAAGGCCGUGCUGCUGAUGGAUGCUGAGAAGCGGAUCCGGUUACUACAGUUUGUCACAGGCACCUCCAGAGUACCCAUGAAUGGAUUUGCCGAACUUUAUGGUUCCAAUGGUCCUCAGCUGUUUACAAUAGAGCAAUGGGGUAGUCCUGAAAAACUGCCCAGAGCUCAUACAUGCUUUAACCGCCUUGAUUUACCUCCGUAUGAAACCUUUGAAGAUCUACGGGAGAAGCUUCUCAUGGCCGUGGAGAAUGCUCAAGGCUUCGAAGGUGUGGAUUAAGGAAGGCCUCGGCGUCAGGGCACCGCCCUUCCAGCAAGGUCCGCGUGCACUUUUGCAUUUGCCUAGCAGACUUUUGCAGAGCCCGUGGCAGAAGCAGUUGCCUGGCCUGGCUCUGGAGCCCAGCUUGUCCGGGCCCUGCCCGAGUUCCGCCAGGGAACCCAGCCCCGCUCAAGUGCCGCCCCCUCACCGCCGAUAACUCAACUGGUUGAUGUGUACACUGAUUACAGGAGGACUUGUUCUAUUUAUGUUGUGCCUCUGCAGGCAAAGCCCUUAAUAAAUAUUUUGCAUACUCUCUAAUGACAGUGAAUGGAAUUAAUCACGCUCCAGGUAUAGUAUUACAACUCAUGUUUACUUUUUAAAAAUGAUUUAGACUGAUUUUCAGAUUUUAUUUCAUUACAAUUAAAGAUGUCUCAUGUACUUGGAAAAGUGAGCAUAUUUUUUUUGUAUUUGAAUUUCAUAUCAAGCUUAAUGUUGGUGACAUUUUUUUUUUAUUUUUGAAGUACUUUGACACUCCCAGCCUCCACUUUGUUAGAAUUGGAAGACUAAUUUUUCUCCAAAAGCCUUCUACAGACAAAUACUUUGAAAGAACUUCAACUAUAACAUUGAGCAUAAUAUUUUUUCCAUACUCAGAUUGAAAAUAAACUGGAUAUUACCUUUUUUUUUUUUGUACAAAUUUAGAGACUAGGUCCAGGCUGGAAGAAUUGUAACAUAGCAUGAUAUCUUUGUGUUAACUUGAGAGGAAUGACCCCACUGUCCCUUAGAAGUUCUGACGUGUGCCAUCAUGCAUUUAAAGACAGGACUGGACUGUCAUCUUGCAUCAGAAACCAUUACAGUUUCCUGUCGCUGUACAGCCUCCUCUGAACUCUCUUUUCUCUUUGGUGUUCAUAGAGACAUUUCCAAUGGCAUUGCUCCAUUCAAAACCAAGGAAACCAGAAUCACUGAUCUUCUGUCUCUGAUGAUUGCUAAACAAUAAUCAAAUAACCCUUCUUUGCUGUAUCCUCGUCCCUUCUGAAGGCACUUUACGGAGGUCACAUCCGGUUUUGUUUUCAUUUUGUUCUCACGGAUAUCACGCGUGGCGAUUGUUCCUUCCUCCCUGCACACAUCUGUCCGGUGCAGAUCUAUCAGUCGUGAACUUGGCCUCGAGUAUACAUAUGAGCCCAGAUGUGACGCCCAGCCUCUGCACCGAUCUUCUCCGACUGUUCUGUAAUUUCUACUCAACAACAAGGUUUUACCUACUGUACACUUAACUGAGUUGUGUGACCUAUGACCUACUCUGCAUGCUCCGAUACCGUGUACCGCCCCCGGGUCAUGUCUAUGGUGUGCUAGUUUUAAAGGUGACCUGGAAAGCCUAGUGGGAACCGCUGAGCCCAAGCCAUCUGGCUGGCAGCGGUGGAAGCGAGAGAGGGUGUCUGAAGUUUUCUAAGUCUCUUUCUGUUGUGUUCUGAGAAGAUGCCUGAGGCAGCGUGGGAGUUCCGACACCCCUGCUGUCCCUUUAACUUGUGUCGUCCUAGACCCUGUCCUAGCAGUAAGGGGGACAUGGGAUAUUUCUGAUCUCUUGCCAAGUUGUGAAUAAGACGAAAAGACUGUGGUCCCUGCCACAUAAGAAGGAUCUUUGGUAUAAGAAAUCGCUCGUGUUUACACAGCUGUGGAUGCCGUGAAGGAACCAUGGACAUUCUUGGUGGGUGAAGCCCUAGACGGUGGAAUCCUACCAAGCUGGCCAUCGGCUUCGAUCCACAUGCUAUCAAGUAAUUACAGAGGCAAUUAACACUCACUGUUCCUGCCUCCGCUGGGAUAAUUUCCUUCUGUAGUAAACAGAUAUUGGGCAGAGGGGGUGGGGGGGGAUAUUUUUUCUUAAUAACCUUCCAGGUCCAGAACCAUCUCUGUUAUAGAGGGUGCCAAAGCCUGAGCUAAACUGUAUUUUAACUGGAGAAGAAACCGAAAUCUAUUCUAAGAGCUGGGGUUCUAUACUCCCGUAGGCCCUAUACCGAACAACACGAUUCACUUAAAUGCAAAGUAGUCGGGUAUUAGGAAAUGUAAAAGGAGCCAGCAAGAUGGCUCAGUGAGUUGAGGUCACCAAUCCUGACAUCCUGAGUUCAAUCCCUGGAACCCACCUGACAGGAGAGAACUGACUUCUACAAGUUGUCCUCUGAUAUAACAAUUUUACUAAAAAAAAUAUAAUAAUAAUUAAAAAUAUGAAAAGAGGACUUCAUUCUGAUCAUUUCUAAGUCAAGAGCAGAGAAGACCUAUUAAAAUAACCCUCCAGGGAAUACGUGAAAGGCAAGCCAUUGUGAAUGACACUUCGGUUCAUUGGCCCGAGAUAAUUUCAGGGUUUAACAGUGGUUACUGUUACUGGAGAUGGGCGAGCUGGCCUGUUAGAGAGUAAAGAUAGAGUAGUUUCCUGUCCCUCUGGUUUGUGACGUUCCACUUGUUGCCCGAAAUGCCCGAUGCCUCGUCUCCAGACCCCGCUGGCCAUGGCAGGUCAUUCUCCGAUCUCCCUACUGCAGCUGGUGCUGUUCCCCUCUGUGCUGUGGAGAUGACAUCAUCCAUCUCCCUGCAAACAGUAAUGGUGGAUCUUUUACCUUGAGGCUGCGUGCGGAGUGGGUCCCAGAACUCUGACUUUACCAUGGAAGGACUUUGAGCAUCCUGUGGCUCUCUUAUGUCCCUGCCCCUUUGACUCCUUGGUGGACCUGGGAUUAGACAGUCUGCUGACUCCAGAACAGGUCGUGGUAGGCGUUAGUCUAUCCUAGGUGCCCUCCUGUGCUGUCCUGGUCUGUCUGAAACACACAUCUCUACUUUUCUGUGGCCAGUCCUCUGACAGUUCACAAGAACCAGACACGUGUACUUUUAUUUUUGUUUCCAGGACUGAUGUAGCUUAGUGGCAAGCGUUUGCCUAGCUGUAGAUUCAAUCCCUGUUGCUGGGGCCCGGGGAGGGGGUGGAUAAGAAAUAGAAAAUUUCUCUUUCCGAGGACCUUUAGCAAGAGACAGGAAAUCCUGACAUUCAUGUUGGAAAUUAUAUAAACCAACAUGACAAGAACCGUUUCCCCCCAAAAGGCUCAGCAGCCGACUCUUGGGAGUGAGAUACAAAAUCUUUUAACCACUUUUGAAUCUCACUUGGCCUGUGGCUCUUGGUCUUGCUAGAUUCCAGUUUGUUCUGAGAGUCAGGCUCUCACGUACAGCAGCUUCUAACCUGUUCUCUAUUUCCCUGGUAGUCUCCUUUCUCACCUCUGAAAUUUGAAAGUCUUCUUUUCUUCUUAUCUUCCUCUUCCUCCUUCUCUCUCUCCUUUCUCUCUUCCCUCUCUCCUCUCCUCUCCUCUCCUCUCUCUCUCUCCGUCCCCCUCCCUCCCCUUCUCUCUCUCUCCCCCUCUCUCUGCUUCUCUCUCAACAACAGAAGGGAGAUGCUAUCUGCAACCAUUCUCUUCCUGGCCAGUAGGGGCGCUGCUGUGCAGGGUCACUGCCUGCCCUGCUCCCCCUGUGACUCCCAGAGGACCACACGCUACCUCUGUCUCAUUCUCAAAUUGGGGUCUAUCCUAAGUCAUGUCAAACUGCCGAUUUCAGGACUGGGAUGCGUUUUAAAACAAAAAAAACAAAAAACCCUAAACUCCACUUUGUACCUUAGAUUUUUAAAACUGGGUAGAAAUGUAAUAUACAUUGGACCACUUUUUUUUUUAAUUUCUAUAAGCCUUAAUGAACAGUGUAUAGACAUCUGUGUAUGCGCACUCUGCCCCAGAGUGUUUUCAGUGUGCCAGAGGAGAAGCCGUAGUGUGAGGACAUGUCUGUCUAGUGUUUCCUAGGAAAAGGGUAGCUUUCUUUUGGUGUAAAAUUUCCUACGGAAACCACUCAGCAUCCUUUGUUAGAGAUGUUGACGACGCUCCAAGCACGUGUCUGAGGCACAUGUAUCUUUACCGGUUUCAUAUUUGUAAGAGGCAAUGGUAGGAACCUAAGAGCAUCUGUCAGUGUGUGACUUCUAAUGCCCUGCAUUCCCUCCGCUGUGUCUCAGUGUUUGUAUUGAAAGCCUCUCCUGUGCCCACAGCCUGUGUUGACAGAUGUCUGUCCCUGUGCAAGCCUCAGACUCAGACUGAUGUAUCCUACGUUGUCGGAAUUUUCUUCCUGUUAUCUCUGUGACUGUUCUUCCUUUUGCUACCCAGGAUGUAACAUAUAUACAUAUAUGUGUGUGUGUAUGUGUGUGUGUGCUAUCCAAAUAUAUUUGUAUAUAUUUGUAUAGCAUUUUUACACUUUAGGAGUAAUCUGGAAUUCAAAAGGGAAUGAGAGCUGACUCCCUUCCACAGUUGUCUCCAAGUCCUGCCCUGAGAAUUCUGACCCUCGGCGUCUGAGAGAACCCUAGGAGGACAUUAUUAACUUGCUGUCAUUUUCUUAAUUCAGAAUCUGUUAAUCAAAUGAGACAUUUUUCAAAAGUGACUCUGAAGGUGAAAAGAGUUUCAAGCAUUCCAAAUGAAUCCUCCAUGUUUCUUAACUUUUUAUUACAAUCCCCCCACCCACACCCACCUUCUCACACAAAGCUGAGUGCUAUUUGAUACAAUGGUCAAAACCAAACUACCUUGACGUUUUUCUAAGACAGCUCAAUGGCUGACGCUCUUUUUCACAGUCCUCGAGCUUUAACCUAGCUCGAACCUGGUACACACACGUAAAGUUUUAAGGUCGAGUCCUCUUCUGUCUUCUUGAGAGACCUGGAGAGAUACUGUAGCUUGUUUUCCUGACAGCAAAUGGGAACUGUGACAAAGUGAAGUCGUUGUAAAGGGGUGAUGCAACUUGUCAAAUAUUUAAUAAAGAAUUAUGGAAGCCGGAACAUUUCCUACACAA